AUGUCUAGAAAAAUUACAUUCGAUAUUCCUGCACAUUAUCAAUUGUUAGAUUUGGUUGGUGAAGGUGCUUAUGGUACAGUUUGUUCCGCUUGUCAUUUACCAACAGGUACCACUGUGGCAAUUAAAAGAAUACAACCGUUCAGUAAACCUUUAUUUGUAACAAGAACUUUAAGAGAAAUCAAAUUGUUGAAAUAUUUCAAUGAUCAUGAAAAUAUCAUCAGUAUCUUGGAUCAAGUCAAACCAAAUUCCAUUGAAACCUUCAAUUCUGUUUAUUUGGUUCAAGAAUUGAUGGAAACUGAUUUACAGAAAAUUAUAGUCAAUCAAAAAUUAUCUUAUGAUCAUAUUCAAUAUUUCAUCUAUCAAAUAUUGAGAGCUUUAAAAUCAAUUCAUAGUGCUCAAGUAAUACAUAGGGAUUUAAAACCAUCAAAUCUAUUACUUAAUUCGAAUUGUGAUUUAAAAGUCUGUGAUUUCGGAUUAUCAAGAUGUUUAGCAAGUAGUGAUAAUUCAAAAGAUACUCUUGUCGGAUUUAUGACUGAAUACGUAGCUACAAGAUGGUAUAGAGCUCCAGAAAUUAUGUUAACCUUCCAAAAAUAUACCACAGCAAUGGAUAUUUGGUCUUGUGGUUGUAUAUUAGCAGAAAUGAUCUCAGGGAAACCUUUAUUCCCAGGUAGAGAUUAUCAUCAUCAAAUUUGGUUGAUUUUAGAAGUAUUAGGAACUCCAUCAAAUGAUGAUUUCGAUGAUAUUACUUCAAACCGUGCCAAAGAAUAUAUUGAAAAUUUACCCUUUAAAUCAAAACUACCGUAUGAAGUAGCUCUGGGAAGAGAUGAUAUGGACCCAUUACUAAUAGAUUUAUUAGACAAAAUGUUGACUUUUAACCCGCAUAAAAGAAUUAGUGCUAAAGAGGCCUUGUCCCAUCCUUAUUUAGCAACAUAUCAUGAACCAGAUGAUGAACCAGAUUAUCCGCCUUUAGAUGUCGAACAUGAUGAUUUCUGGCAAAUGGAUAAUUCAAUUAAAGAAAAUACCGAUGAAGUUCCAUCCAUUGAAUUCUUAAAACAAAUGUUGUACGAUGAGAUACAGAAGCCUUUGAAUUAA
Molecule: messenger RNA, 1092 nt
Organism: Henningerozyma blattae CBS 6284
Lineage: Eukaryota; Fungi; Ascomycota; Saccharomycetes; Saccharomycetales; Saccharomycetaceae
Gene: KSS1
Product: mitogen-activated serine/threonine-protein kinase KSS1
Exons: 1
Coding region: 1-1092 (363 amino acids)
Biological process (GO): intracellular signal transduction; protein phosphorylation
Cellular component (GO): cytoplasm; nucleus
Molecular function (GO): MAP kinase activity; ATP binding
Source: RefSeq, a predicted model, not a curated record